This is a messenger RNA of Heterostelium album PN500, 2892 nucleotides long. RefSeq names its product ankyrin repeat-containing protein. Gene Ontology annotation, biological process: anatomical structure morphogenesis. The coding region runs from base 1 to 2892 and encodes 963 amino acids. Gene Ontology annotation, molecular function: protein binding. Gene Ontology annotation, cellular component: nucleus. Lineage: Eukaryota; Evosea; Eumycetozoa; Acytosteliales; Acytosteliaceae. The record is from RefSeq and is a predicted model, not a curated record. The transcript is spliced from 5 exons.
AUGGAGUUUUUGGAGUUGAAAAUUUUGGAGAUGAGAAAUCUUCAAUUGAAAUCAAACGCUCAUCAACAACAGGAGAGACAUGUCAAGUUAAAGGUUGGAUUCGGGAAAAUGGGUGGAUGGCUCAAACAAUAUUCCUCAAAUUUACCCUCCAGUCAUUUCUCACUGAACAGCAACGGGAGAAUAGAUAUAUAUUGGAAUUGGACAUUUCCCUUACGUUAUAAACAAAGAUAUCAAUAUCUAUAUAUAAAAUUGGUUGAUGAUGGAUUUCUUGGUAGUGUAAUAGGUGAAUGUAUGAUUGAUAUUGGUCAUCUUAAAUAUCCAAGUACUCAUAGUCUUUGUGCACCAAUUAUUUCGAAUGUAACGAGUUCACAUCUCGGUAGUCAUUUUAUGAACAUUGGAGAGAUUCAUCUUUCAAUUUCCACUUGUCCAAAGAGUUUACAUAUAUAUCCAUCUCAGAUUUCCAACCUUGAACGUGAUGAAAAGAAUGAUGUUCCAAUGACAAUAUCAACAGAUACUCAGAGUAACGAUCAAAUGGUUCCUGUUUAUAACAAUAGCAAUAGUAAUAGUAGUAGUACACAUUCAUUUAAGGAACAACUUAAAGAAUCGAUAUCAUCAGCUUCUCAUUUGAUUAUUGGUACCAUUAAGAAUGGCAUACGUAUGGGAUCCGACCUACAGUGUCUCAAUGGUGAAAGCAGGAGUCAACGACAAGAAAUGAAAGAGAUGCUGUUGCGUGAGGAAAACAACUCCAAACCAUUCGGAUCGAACAACGAUCACAUUCAUCUCAUCGUAGUCAAUUGCACCGGUUUGGAAAAGGAAUACUCUCCACCCGUUGGGCUGGGAUGUCGCAUUCGAGUGGGAAGCACCGAAAAGAAGGAAACCCAUCAAAAGCUAUCGAACAAUUUGGUUUGGAAACAAUACUUCGACCUGUCUCUAUCAAAUCCCAUGCAUCGAUUUUCAUUGUCAAUGCAAAUUUUCACUGUCCAGUUGCUUGAUUUCUCAACGACACCAGCCUCUGUAAUGGGCGAGUCCAAAGAAAUCAAUCUAUAUGCACUGGAGCGAGAUAAAGUCUUGGAAAUGUCGAUUCCAAUAAAAAUGCAAUUGGCCGAACGACCAAUCAUCAACAACAACCUCAACAAUGUCAGCAUCAAGAUAUUCAUGAAAUUCACUACCGGUAAUCUCACAGAAAAUGAUACCACAGAAUUAUUAUACCAAUCUGUCUGUGCCCAAGAUACACACCUCACCAACGCACUUUUACGAAAAGGUGCUAAAUUCAACCAUUACUUCAAAGAGAACCGACAUCUUGAACAAGCAACCUACACCACACCACUCAUAAAAGCAUCGAAACAUGGAAAUAUAGGAUUGAUCAGAGCACUAAUCGAACUUGGUGCCUCUGUAAACUAUGCCGAUCCCGAUGGCUACACUCCUCUAAUGAAAACCUUGCAGUUUGAAGGAAUUCAUCAACCUUCCUCGAUUCAUGUUCUACGUUUAUUAUUAGAUUCUGGCGCCAAUCCAUCUUUAAGAAAUAAAUAUGGAAAUGAUAUAUUCUCAUAUUGCAAUAACAAAGAAACUAUUCAAUUUUUACAAUCAUAUAUUUAUUCAAGCUUUAUGGAAGUUACCAUUCUAAAGUGUCCACGAUGCAACUAUAUUGAAUUUCCAUUUUGCAGUGAAACUACCAAUCCUAUUCUAAGAGAUAGAAAUUGUAGAUGUACUAAAUUAUCAAAUUGUUUAUCAUGCAAUUAUCCAUUAUCAACCAAAGAUGAAUAUAUUAAAGUUAUUUCAAAUACAGAGAUAAAAUAUUUAAUGAAUUCAUUUUCAUCGAUAGUUAGAUUCACUCCUCAAUUUAUGAUACAUUGUUCCAGUUGCAAUUCAUUUGGAUUCAUAAGUCAACAUAUGAUGGAUUGUCAAAACGAUGACGAUCAAUUUGAAAACUAUAUUUUGAACCACCUUUCACAUCUUCCGCCAUGUUCCAACUCCACCAGUACGAAAAUUCAUUAUUCCAAAGUCAUUUUACUCCAAAAACAACUCGAUAUCCUACUGCAGCUUUCACCGAAAACAAGAGCAUCCCGAUCAAUCACCAUUACCUACCAGCUAUACCAAAAACAACAGAAACAACAACACAUUACCACUGAUUAUUCACCGUUCCAAACACUACCACACGAACUCAUCCUUGCGAUCUUCAGUCAAAUCGAUUCAUGGUCUGAUAUUUCCAGUCUGAUCCAAGUCAAUUCAUUGUUCCACAACAUAUUGAACGAUAAUAUGUUCUGGAAGAACAAACUUUGCUCCCUGUUUAGCCUAUCACGUCAAACUCCGCUCUUUGGCAACUCAUUUAAAUCCCUCUAUGGCCAUUAUACAAGCAUGGCAGAAUGGAUUAGAAUUCUGCUACUCGAAGAGACUUUUAAGCCGAAAUACAAGUUUGAAAUAAACGUUGGAAAUGGAAGUCUGAAUGUCGAGCUGUCACUCACCGCAAAGAAAUAUCUUUUCAACAAGGACGGCAGUUCUUUCAACUUUGAAAAUGAAUUCCGAUUGGUUCUUGAGUUCUCUGCCAUCAAGCAACUGGAAAGCGUUGUAAUCAAAGCAUUCGACCAACCGAUUCAAAAGAUUGCAGAGCUGUGUAGUCUCAUAGGAAUUUCAUCGGCCAACGAGGCAACAUCACCAAGCCUCGAGCAAAUAGGCCAACACAAUGGAAAUGCCUCGAUUCACCUUCGUCUCCAACAAAAAGCAAUCACCAGAUGGAUCAACCAAUAUUUGAAAUAUAUGUAUCCUGGAUUUCAUAAUUUCCUGAUGAUUCGUGACGAUGUUGGUGGCAGUAUAAUACUUGACUUUUUCUACUAUGAUAUUGAAAGAGUUGAAUUGCUAUUAUCAAACCGACAACCACAACAAUUAAAUUUGUAA